Siniperca chuatsi (mandarin fish) is the source of this 9430-nucleotide messenger RNA. RefSeq names its product shisa family member 7 (gene shisa7b). Gene Ontology annotation, biological process: regulation of short-term neuronal synaptic plasticity; regulation of AMPA receptor activity. The transcript has 10 exons. The record is from RefSeq and is a predicted model, not a curated record. Gene Ontology annotation, cellular component: postsynaptic membrane; postsynaptic density; dendritic spine membrane. The coding region runs from base 3454 to 5553 and encodes 699 amino acids. NCBI's taxonomy places the organism in Eukaryota, Metazoa, Chordata, Actinopteri, Centrarchiformes, Sinipercidae.
AUCAAUGACUUGGCCACGGAGCAGAGCGGACCUCCGUGAGAGCAGUUUCUGUUAGAGAGGCAGAGAGAGCGACAUCAGCGUCGUAUGUGGAGCCUUUGAGCAUCACAGGGAGAGCGCUCAGUCAUUCACCGACGACAAAACUGAUAUAACGUGACUAUAUACUCGAAAGAUAAUUUUUUAAACGCGUCCUCUCACUGAUUUUAUACGCUUUCAUUGCGUUAUUUUUAUUUUUUUUUGUACUGGAGGGGAACAGCGAGCGAGGCUACACUGCGGCUAAUCAAUUUCCUCUUCCAGCGCUGGGAAUUACAAUGAAAAAUGUAGGUGACACAUUUUCUUUAACAAUCCAGGAAUCACAAUAGGAUCCAAGCGAAGACGGCAAAGAAGAAAGCAGGGGGAAAAUGGUGACGGGUGCCGCAUCUAUAGGAUCAGCAUCCUCUCUGUGGAGCCCCUGCGUGAAAGAAAAGCAGUGUGGCAAACUGGUGAAGAAGUGGAUGUGAACCUGUGAGAGAAAGAGACUUGAAGAAGCAGAGGAUUUCAACAGGACUGUCCCUGUACACAUGGAGGUUUUCUGGGAGAUUUUCUGGGCUGCUUUCAAAGCUGAGGCUCUUCACUAACUAUACCUGCUCCUUUUCCACUAUUUUUACUAUCUUGUUGUUGUUGGGAUAGCGGUUACAGACCUCUUCCCUUUCUCGUCUGCUGUUUUGUUCUAAGCAAGACCAAAACCAGGUGCCAAACUGACUGUGUCAAGAGAAGAAGCAAAAAAAUCUAUGAAACUUACCAUCACCAAAUCAUCAUAAGAAGAGUUUAUUUAGUCAUUUAGCUUUGAAAACCUGAUUUAGUAACUAGAGUACAGCUUUAUUUCCCCCCUCCCCAAACCCACAAUCACAUUACAACAUCCCAUUAAAAUCAUAUUUACUCUCAACACAUUCAUCACAGCAUACUGAAGAGAUAUUUUAGAAAACAGAACAACUGCAAAACUUAAUAUCCAUUGUCUUCGGUCAGUGUUUGCAUAGUUGCUGCUCUUAAUGCUGAAACUGAGAGAUUUUUAAUACUAGGACGCUGAUCAGUGCAUUAUUGGUUCAAAGUGCUUUAUAAACAGAUCCUCCAGCCGAUGGUUUGCUUGUAGUUGUGCGUUACAGAAGAGGUGCGUGGUAAGCAGUGAUAACUCGCCACUGCGCUCUGACGACGUCUGAACAUUUUAAGACUUCGGCAGGACGGUGUUUGACUGACAGGCAACACGAGCCACGCCUAACCAGAUAAAUAUAGGCACCACCGCUGCUGCUGCUGCUGCUGCUAUCUCAAAGGCUUGGAGAUAUACCAUCGUCUCAGUCUGCGCUGUGAAACACUGUUGACACUUUGCCUAUCUCCUUCUUCCAGUUGCUUAUAUGAGAGAGGCCUCUCACUCUUUGUCGUCUUCUGUUUCUUCCACAUGUGGCGCUCGAUUAUGCCACACUGAACAACCUGAAAGCCCCCUUUAUCUAAUCCCAGUGACCUCUUCAACUUUUUGCAUUCUUCCUUUUAUUCUACUAAAAACAUGCAAUUAAAAACCUUUCACUGUAUUUACUUUUUUUGUGGAAGGAGAUCAAGUUUGUAAAAAAAAAAAAAAAAAAAGAACAUAACCUAAAGCCAUACUGAACACCAGCCAUACAAAUACCUUUCACAUUUACAAAACACCUCACAAUGUUUAAGAUUUCUUCAACAAAGUGAUCCUCAAACACAUCAGUGCACAUACACAUUCAGGGAGUCAAUGAAGAAACUGCUACUGAGAAGAACCCUAAAUUUCAUACAUUUGGUUGAACGUUCAGACUUUUCUACCUGUGUCUUUCUAGAUCGCACUACGUACUAAAUCUGUACUAAAACAGCCUGCGGUGUCAAGUGUGGCAGUGAACGUGACCGUGUCGACUUCCUGUCGUCAUCCCGUGUUCCUCUGUGUUGACGGAUGAAUCCGGACAUUUUCAUGUCUGUUCUGUGGGCAGAACCUCGCUGCCCUGCUAGAACCGGGCCCAAGCCCUCCUUCGUUCUCUUCUGUUGGGCCAAGCUAAAUUCAGAGCAAAGACACUCACACAAGGGUAUCGAACGCACAUAGAUCCUCCCCGUUUUUUAAAUCUUUUCUUUCUGUAAUUUUGUCUCCAGUUUCUCGCUAUUGAUCACUCUUUUGUGAAUGCCUUGACAUGCUCAUUUAUUGAACUGAUCUCUGUCCUCUAGUAGCUGCUGGAAGGACUUCAAGAGAUUUGAUGCUGCUUAAUGCUUUCAUUUAGCAGUACCUUUAUUAGUCCAACUCACUGUCCACAACUUCUAAAUUCACAAUUCCACUGUAAUUUAAACCAAAAUUUCAAGCAUAUUGACCUUUACUGAUUCUCUUCCUCUAAAUUAUUUGAAAAGAAGAGCUUGUUUAUUGGCAAAUUGUGAGCAUGAUGUAAAAAGAAUACAAAUUUAAGUCACAGCUUGUGCCAAAUUCAGACCAACUUCCUCUCAGCUUGUUCACUAAACAAAGCUGAGAUCUCUAAAGCUGCCAGCACUGUUGUUUACAGACACGAGACACAUAGAGCUCGAACAUUUGACUUGAUUUAAAAAACAUUAUUUUUCCAUGUAUGAUUUUACACAGCAGUUAUCCACACUGGACAACAGAAGUGCCAAACUCAAACAAGAAUACACCCAACAUCUGUUAAAGCUCAAACGUGAAAAAUAAAGUUUACAUACAGCACUAAAUGUUUACAGACUACAUUUUCCAUUGCAGUUUCUUACGUGAAUCGUAACUUUCGUGCCAUAAACGACUCCCAGAAAACUCUUCAGUAGGAGAUAUAAGACUCUCUUUCUGGAGGGGUCAUUAUAUUAAGAGUAAAAAAUUUUCUCUUUCUCAUUUUGUUUACAGAAAAUGUAAAAAUAAAAAAUACUGCCUAUUUUGAAGUUUUUGAAUUUUGGCCAAUGGACUGUAAAAUGUCACUUUGUCAACCGACAGACCAAAAGAAAAUAUCUGAUACCUGCUGCCAUAAAACAAACCACAUUAUUCUAUAUUUAUAAUCGGUUUAAGUUUUAAUUUGAAUUGAUUAUUUCAGAACUACAGCCAUUUCACAGGCAGUUCAUAUAGGGCCUAAAAACUCUGAAAGACCUCAAUGUUUACAAACGCUGCUUAAGGGAAGGAUUUGUAUACAGAGAGAAAUGUUUACAUUUAGAUGAAAGAGUGAAAUGCCAAACACAUUCAUGAUACAUUGCUUGAACAGAGUGAAUCUGCUGAACUCCAAGAGAAACCCUUUGCACCUGUGCAGCGUGUACAGAACAAGAAGGGAUUAGUUCAUCUGACUGGAGUUAAAACUUUUCAUACAAAAGGUUUUUAUAAGUCCACAAGCCGCCAUCUUGGAAGAGGACGCUGAUCAUUCGCGGCGCAUUAGGAACUGUUAAGGUGAAUUUUUUUUUUUUUUUACAACGGCUCAAGAACUUGUGUGUGUUAAAACAAUGAAACCUACAAUUUCAAGAGGGAUGUUUUGCUUGUCCCUUGUUCUCCUGCUUUUCUCCUGCCUCACUGUUUCCACGGUAACCAUCACCACAGAGCGACGCGCUCUUGAUAGCGAUGUCAGGACUCUGACCAGCAGCAGUAGCUCCGCUGCAGCUGGUAAAAGGAGCACCACCUUGUUCCUCCUGACCGGCUACAAGCCACCACUGCCACCGCUGCCCGCUGGACCCAAAGUGGCGCCAAAAGCAGCCGAGGUGGAAGAUGGAGAUGAUCCACCAGUUAUGGCCGAGCUCCCUCCAAAGCCCCUCCCUCAGACCAUGUUGCCAAGGAACAUGACGGCCGAUGCCCUGAAGCCUCCACUCGGUGCGGCCCAGGUGGCUCCACCUCCCAGACAGCUGGUGGACGUGGACGUGUGCAGGGGCUAUUACGACGUAAUGGGGCACUUUGACAGCACGUUCAACUGCUCCAAGGGCAGCUACAUCUACUGCUGCGGUACCUGCCACUACCGGUUCUGCUGCGAGCACCAGAGGAACCGGCUGGACCAGAACGCCUGCCACAACUACAUCACUCCCGUCUGGGCCGACCCACAGGGCCCGGUCACCGUGCCCGUGGGCAAUAAGCCCGACCCGGACUUUGAGACGCUCCAGCAGCAGAACAGCAGUACGGCCUAUGUGAUUGGAGGGGUGAUCUCCUUCACGCUAGUGAUGGCCGUCGGCGUCAGGAUUGCCUUCAGCAAAGUGGCGCGAAGACCUCGCAACAGGGACAUCAACAUGCCCAGAUCACUGGUGGAUAUCUUACGUCACCAGUCGAGCCCGGUGCAGCAGGGAGAGAGGAACAACACCGCAGUGUUGGCUACCACCACCUCAGAUGGACGGACAUCCAAAAACCUCUACACCCCCAUCCUGCAGAGCAAAGACAACCGGACUGGGAACUUGCACCACCAUUUUAACCAGCAGGGGUCUGCUUCCAGCCCCAAACACUCUGCUACCAUCGAGCGUGGGCCCCGUAUGAACAACACCUCGCAGCUCUCCUCUGGACCCUCCCUGCUUUCAGGUAGCGGUAAAGGUCCUGGUGGUGGUGGCGGCGUUGGUGGCGGCAGCAUCAUCGGAGGGAGCAUGAGACACAACAGCAGCCACCCUUCCUUCUCCCACUCCUUCCACAACCUGGCCCAGCUGCCGCCGUCUUACGAGAUGGCCAUGAAACCUGAGAUCAACCGCUACAGCUCCCUGAAGAGGCUGGAGAAAGAACUUGACGAGUACUCCAGCUACUACAGCUCCAAACGUCGCUCCAACAAUGCUCCGCCCUCCUUCCACUCCUCGCAGCACCACCUACCCUGGGCAGGCGAGUACACGCUGGGAUCCAGGGGCACGCUGCCCCUCCAUGGCUCCCGGCCCCGCCUCCACAUCCCCGCCUCCACCCCGAACCCGUACCCUCUGCCCGCCCAGUCGCAGUACACCAGCUCCAGCUUCGACAGGCCGCCGCGCCGCGUCCGCUCCCAGGACCAGCUGCUUGCGCUUGGGGAGGGCAACACGCUGUCCCGCCUGUCCAAGAACCAGCAACACCAGUACUACAAAGCCAUGAUGAGCACCAGCAGGGGCUCCAACUCGCAGACGCUCCGCAGGUCCCAUGAGAGGCUUCUGGUUUCACCUGACCGUCUGGAGGACCAGCUGAUGGCGAUGGGUCUGAUGGUCGGAGGAGGUGACAGAGGAGCAGGAAGCGGGAUGGUGCCCACCAUGGGCCGGCUCAGCCACCACCAGAAGGCCCAGUCACAGCAGAACAUCUGCGUCACGCCAUCCAUGGACCGCCACCACAUGAUCAAGAUGAACUCCCACCCGACGCCAGGCCACGACCACGACCGCAGCUCCGCCGCCAUGCCCGGGAUGGGCAUGCACGGCGGCUGGGACCCCCAUGGGGGCCACAGUGGAGGCGGAGGCGGAGGUGGAGGUGGAGGUGGCGGGGUAACGAUCGGAGGUCACCAUAACGCCCGACGGAUGGCUUUCGCCAACAAGAGGCAGAACACCAUCGAACAGCUGCACUUCAUCCCCGGAGGAGGAGGAGUGCAGGGACUGCGGACUGGGAGUAAGAAUGAGGUGACAGUGUGAGAGAGGCGCAGAGAGAGGAAGAUGAAGAGUAGAGAGGUGAAGGCUGAAGUUGUACAGAAGCUGAAGAGGCAGACAGUGGAAAGGGAGGUGGCGAGGCAUUUAGUGGGAGAGAUGAGCAGGAUAAGGCCAGAUAACUAUGAAAAAGAAAUGAGGAAGAGGUUUGAUCUCAGCUGGCUGCCUCACAGGGCUGCACUCUGCCCUGAGAACGAGCAGCAGACAGCCCCCCCUCCCCUUCGUAAAACAAAAAAGUGGUGGAAGACAACAUUAAUCUCAUAGCGAAUAUAGCCAAUUGAUUUUCUCCUUGUCACUUUGUGUUUUGAAAAAGAGAAUAUUCAGCCAUUCUUUGUAAAGGGAAUACAGAAAUGUCCACUUUAAAAGAGCAAAAAAUAUCAUACGAGUGCAGUUUCAAGGCUGCUGGGUAUCCACUGUGACUUUUAUUGAAGGAUACCCACUGAGUCAAAUUUGUUGAAUUGUCCUUGAGUUUUAUUGCACUGUCCUCUGAGUCCUCGAGAGCUCUGACAGAUUCAUCUGUCUUUGAAUCCACUGUGGGUGGUAAAGAGCACUGAGGCAGAGACAGACGGGUUUGCUUGUCUUUGUAUUUAUAAAAAGUAUUUAAAACCAAACAAGUUGCUUUUGUAUGAAAUUAACCUGAUGAUAAUAAUAAUAGUAUUAACAUUACUGAGCCCUGUAAGACUUUGUGUAUACUUGGUUUAAAACAUAUUUAACCUUUAGCUAGCCAGUUUGUAACUUAAAGGCUGGACAUGUGACCUGCCUGUCAUUUCUUUCUCUAGUUGUGAUUGGACUAUAAUAAAAGUAAAACUGAAAAAAUAAUCCAGCCAAGUACAGUUAACUGUCAUUUGAUUCCCUUUAUGGCUCGAUUUACUCUAGAUAAUGAUAUAAACCAUUUUGGGGGGGGAAACAAGACCACAAACUGCUGCUAUAAAGACCCAGUCACACCAGCAUUUAACUGGCAAAAUUUGGUGGCAAAAUUUAAUCCUCAUUUCAAUAAAAUUGCUGCAAUCCCUAGAUUUGCUUACGGGGGCAUUAAGUGCAUGUGGCAAGUGAGUUUGAAUAAUAGCAAACUGUCUAUCAGUGCUUACCGUUGAGGGAAUGGAGAGAAGCUAUCGUAGCUUAUUAGCUACGUGUUGCACCAUCCACUUUUAUUUAACCUCCUCUGUCUGUAUAAACUGCUCCACAAAAGAGGCGUGAUUUACAGACAGUCAUGAUACAGGAGUCAAUGGUGUAAUACGUCUUUUGAAUGAAUUGUUUGAAUGUAUUGUCCCGUUUGCGACCAAGCUAACGAGGUUGCUACCCGUCAGUUAGCAAAAAGCUUUCUUUUUUUCUUCAGUAAAACACUUUAUUGACUGAAAUGAUGAAUAAGUCUGAUUUUAAAAAUGCCAGAGUGGAGUUAACAGCCCAGUACAGAGAAAAUAAAAGAAGCUCUGGGAGUUAUUGUGACUGACUAGCGCUAGCAUGCUCCCUGCUUGCUAGCGUGUUAGCUUGUUAGCUACAGUUGUUCACCAACUAGCCCUGCGAGUAAUCACUAAGUCACCAAGCUUGAAGCACCACAUAUUUUGCAAAGAUUACUUUCUGGAGUGACCGGGCCUUAAAAGUGAAAUCCACUUAGUAUGAUUUUAGCUAACUUUAAAGCCUUUGUACAGUGAACUCUAGUGGGUGUAUAUCAUCUAUGAAACAUUGUGCUGUGACCCUUUGCGUAAUAAUUAGUUUUAAAAAAAAUUGGAAUUAGACCACUCAUAAAGAAGAACCGACCUCAUGCAGACUCUGUAUGGGUCAAACAUUUUAAUAUCAACCAUGACUGACCAAACAUCCCUCAACCACUGUUUUUAAACUUUUCAUUGUGAGUUUGUAGAAAGUCGAGGGUUUCUUUUUGCCGCUGACUGGUGUUCAGCAAACCUUCCCGUACUUCUACGAUGACACGUGUUACCUGCAAGUUCAGCUGCUCACCUCAUAUGAAGAGAAGGGGGGGCAGACGGGUUCGAGGCGGGGGACAAUGGACACUUCACACCAAGGGCUAUACUGAAUUAUCUUUGUGUGUCUGUGCUCUGUACAGUGUCUGCUUCUCAUUUUCAUUUCCUCUGUGUGUCAGUGCUGGGAGGCAUGCUUGUGCAUAUAUGUUCACUGAUUUAUUUUUUUUCUUUUCUUUUCUUCUUCUUCUAGUGUAGAAAGAAAAUAUAAACAUGCAAGCAAAUUCUGCAAAGCAAAGGGACUUUUGUGCAACAUGUAAAAACACACGACCAUGAUUAAUUUUUCGUUGUUGCGGGAGAAAAGGUGGCCAUGAUGAUGUCAUUUUUUGGUACAUUUUUUGUGUUUUUCUGGCUAUGAGAUGGACCUUCUAGCCAUUCAGGCUGGAUUUCCCCUCUGUGGAGGUUUAAAGGACUCAGGAGGCCUUGUUUUAGGCUUUCAGCUUCCCCUCUGAGUUGCAUUUCGAUAAAGACAGACAUGAUUGAUUACUGAGCGAAGUUUCCUGCCAGCCAUUUUUAGUCUUUUACUACGAUACAUGUGCUCAUGUUAAUGGUUUAUGAUCAUACGUGUAAAGACUCCCCCUUGAUCAGACUAUGAACGCUCUUAUCAUGAAUCGAAUAUUGUUUUUGGGUUUGUUUUUUUCUUUCUUCUUUUUGUCUUUUACUUAAACAUGUAUUUAUUUUUUUAAUCUCUGUGAAUUUUAAUGUAUAAUCCUGGAUUUUCAAUAUUCAAACUUUCUAGUGGAAUAAAAAAAACAAACAAAAAAAACAAAAAAAAACACAUUUGUGUUCUCGAGAACAAAAAGAGCUGAUGCAAUCAAAGAGAAAAGACGAACCGCAUGACGAUGUCAGAAGCCAGUGUUGAUGAUGUCACAGUGCUGACUUAUGAUGUCACGGCGUGUAUGUGUGUAAAUGUACAUGUGUCUGUUUUAAUUUGUGUGCCCGUGUGUGUAGCUCUCUGUGUCUUCUUCUUCUUCGGAAUGCUGAACCUCACUUUUGACCAAACUUUGGCGUCUUCAGCACAUGACGAUUUUAAAGACCCGCGUCGCGGUCGUUACGUGUUCAUAUCAACUUGUAAUGAAAUUUACGGCCUGCCGUUGAAUUAAAUAAAAGGGACAUUGAUCAAUCACAGCUUUUUCUUGUCGAGCUACGUUCACCAAAGCGAGGACUUUUUCAGACAUUUGAAAAUGUACACUACUGAAGGCUUAUAUUGUGUCAACUUUUGGUAUUUGACUAAAAGUGAAACAGCUGAGCGUGUCAUUUCUGAUGUCGCAAAUCCCGUGAUGUCACUCGGCUGAUGAGUUUGUGUCGCUGCCCUGUGACUUGAAUAUGAAUUUGCAAAAGGCGAUUUGUUUUUCAUAAACAACCUGCUCAUUUGUGCUCAUUUUAACAGAACUUAGAGUUGCAAUACAUGUGAAGGGGGGAAAACUAAUUGCCUUCAAGUGUUUUUUAGCAGUUGAGGAGGAGAAUGUAUUGUGACUUGCGUUUGGCUGACAGGACUGGAAAGGCUCUGUGGUUUUUACAAUGAAAACAUCUCAUUAAGUUUCAAAAGAGGAAGAGGCAAAAAAGAAGGGGGGGGGGGGUGUAAAUGACACGUGAAAUUUCAGUUGUAUUUUUAAUGUCUCAUUCCUCCUCAUACCUUCUGAUACAGAUGUUGUAAUUCACGUUCAGUUAAUUGCUCCCCUGAUAAAACUGUGUGCCUGUAUGUGUGUUGGUGUGUAUGCGCGGUUGUGUGUACAUUUAUUUAUUACAUCCCCCUUACAUGUCUAUUUCCGAGAAUAUCCAAACAAAGGUCUCACAGAUGUGCAACCCUUUUGUUAUUGGUGAUCAUUUCUUGCGUUUGUAGAAACCAUACUGUUUUAAUUGAUAAUAACAAUAAAAAAAAUCCCACUAAA